Molecule: messenger RNA, 3007 nt
Organism: Dama dama (fallow deer)
Lineage: Eukaryota; Metazoa; Chordata; Mammalia; Artiodactyla; Cervidae
Gene: ACSL3
Product: acyl-CoA synthetase long chain family member 3
Exons: 16
Coding region: 267-2429 (720 amino acids)
Biological process (GO): neuron differentiation; long-chain fatty acid metabolic process; long-chain fatty-acyl-CoA metabolic process
Cellular component (GO): lipid droplet; plasma membrane; endoplasmic reticulum
Molecular function (GO): long-chain fatty acid-CoA ligase activity
Source: RefSeq, a predicted model, not a curated record
GGGGCUGGGACGAGGCGGUGGCGGCGGACCGAGCCGCAGACGGCCGUCCCCUCGCAGUGCGACCGCGGCGGCACCGUCAGGGUCCCCAGGAGGCGGCCCAGGGCGCGAGUACUCUGGGGGCGCAACCCAGGCCUGCGUGGGCCCGAGGAACCGGGGCCCCGGCAUCGCGGUAUUGAAACAAAGGCACAUAUCUUGAAGGCGCUAGCACCUCCUACCAUUGUCAACUGAUUCUUACAGAAAGCUGUUAAUUCUCCUUUUUGAACACUAUGAAUAACCACGGGUCUUCAAAACCGUCUUCCAUGAAGCUGAAACACACCAUCAACCCCAUUCUUUUAUAUUUCAUACAGUUCAUAAUAUCACUUUAUACUGUUUUAACAUACAUUCCAUAUUAUUUUUUGUCUGAGUCAAGACAAGAAAAAUCAAACCGAACUAAAGCAAAGCCUGUAAAUUCAACACCCGACUCUGCGUACAGAUCUGUUAACAGCUUGGAUGGUUUGGCCUCCGUAUUAUACCCUGGAUGUGAUACACUCGAUAAAGUUUUUAUGCAUGCAAAAAACAAAUUCAAGGACAAAAGACUCUUGGGGACACGUGAAAUCUUAAAUGAGGAAGAUGAAGUGCAACCGAAUGGAAAAGUUUUUAAAAAGGUUAUUCUUGGAAGCUAUAAUUGGCUUUCCUACGAAGAUGUCUUUGUGAGAGCCUUUAAUUUUGGAAACGGCUUACAGAUGCUGGGUCAGAAGCCCAAGACCAACAUCGCCAUCUUCUGUGAAACCAGAGCUGAGUGGAUGGUCGCUGCACAGGCCUGCUUCAUGUAUAAUUUUCAGCUUGUUACGCUGUAUGCUACUCUAGGGGGUCCAGCAAUUGUUCAUGGAUUAAAUGAAACAGAGGUGACCAACAUCAUUACUAGUAAAGAACUCUUGCAGACAAAGUUGAAGGACAUCGUUUCUCUGGUCCCUCGCCUGCGGCACAUCAUCACUGUGGAUGGAAGGCCACCGACCUGGUCUGAGUUCCCCAAGGGCGUCAUCGUGCAUACCAUGGCGGCUGUGCAGGCUCUGGGAGCCAAGGCCAGCAUGGAAAACAAACCCCUUAGCAAACCAGCGCCCUCAGAUAUCGCAGUAAUCAUGUACACAAGUGGAUCCACAGGAAUUCCAAAGGGGGUCAUGAUCUCUCAUAGUAACAUUAUUGCUGGUAUAACUGGGAUGGCGGAAAGGAUUCCAGAACUCGGGGAGAAAGAUGUUUAUAUUGGAUAUUUGCCCCUGGCCCACGUCUUAGAAUUAAGUGCUGAGCUUGUCUGUCUCUCCCAUGGAUGCCGCAUCGGCUACUCUUCACCACAGACUUUAGCAGAUCAGUCUUCAAAAAUAAAAAAAGGAAGCAAAGGAGAUACAUCCAUGUUGAAACCAACACUGAUGGCAGCUGUCCCGGAAAUCAUGGAUCGAAUCUACAAAAAUGUUAUGAAUAAAGUGAAUGAAAUGAGCAGUUUUCAACGCAAUCUGUUUAUUCUGGCCUAUAAUUACAAAAUGGAACAGAUUUCAAAAGGGCACAGCACUCCGCUGUGUGAUAGCUUUAUUUUCCGGAAAGUUCGAGGCUUGCUAGGUGGAAAUAUUCGACUUCUGUUGUGUGGAGGUGCUCCACUUUCUGCAACCACACAGCGAUUCAUGAACAUCUGUUUUUGCUGUCCUGUUGGUCAGGGGUAUGGACUCACUGAAUCUUGUGGGGCUGGAACAAUUACAGAAGUGUGGGACUACAAUACUGGCAGAGUGGGAGCACCAUUAGUUUGCUGUGAAAUCAAAUUAAAGAACUGGGAGGAAGGUGGAUACUUUAAUACCGAUAAACCACAUCCCAGGGGUGAGAUUCUUAUUGGUGGCCAAAAUGUGACAAUGGGGUACUACAAAAAUGAAGCGAAAACAAAAGCUGAUUUCUUUGAAGAUGAAAACGGACAGAGGUGGCUCUGUACUGGAGACAUUGGGGAGUUUGACCCUGACGGUUGUUUGAAGAUCAUUGAUCGUAAGAAGGACCUUGUAAAACUACAGGCAGGAGAAUAUGUUUCUCUUGGGAAGGUGGAGGCUGCUUUGAAGAAUCUCCCACUAAUAGACAACAUUUGUGCGUAUGCAAACAGUUAUCAUUCUUAUGUCAUUGGAUUUGUUGUGCCAAAUCAGAAGGAACUGACUGAACUAGCACGAAAGAAAGGACUCACUGGGACUUGGGAGGAGUUGUGUAACAGUAGUGAAAUGGAAAACGAGGUACUUAAAGUGCUUUCUGAAGCUGCUAUUUCAGCAAGUCUGGAAAAAUUUGAAAUUCCAGUAAAAAUUCGUUUGAGCCCUGAACCGUGGACCCCUGAAACUGGUCUGGUGACAGAUGCCUUCAAGCUGAAACGCAAAGAGCUUAAAACACAUUACCAGGCAGACAUUGAGCGAAUGUAUGGAAGAAAAUAGUUAUUCUCUUUCAGCAUCAGUUUGCUGCAGGGAGCUGAGAUCAAAUAGGAAAAUACUUGAAAUGCAUGUCUCAAACUGUGAGGCAGAGUCCGUUCCUCAUAUUAAACCUAAACUGUUAUUUCUCAUGACAUGACCAUUUUUAACUGACAGGAUUAGUAAAAUAUUAAGACAGCAAACUUGUGUCUGUCUCUUAUUUCUUCCCCUCCUCCAGUUUACUUUACCACCUAGGACUGCACUUGUCAGCAUGAGGACUUUUAUGAAUCAUAUUGGGGAACAGUGAUUUUAAAACCUCAAGUUUUUAAACAUGAUUUAUAUGUUCUGUAUAAUGUUCAGUUUGUAACUUUUUAAAGUUUGGAUGUAUAGAGGACUAAAUAGGAAAUAUAAGAAUUGGUUAUUUGGGGGGCUUUUUUACUUACAGUAUUUAAAAUGCAAGGGUAUGGAUGUGAAAUUAUGUAAAUUUCAUUCAAAUGCUUAUGAAUCAAAUCAUUGUUGAACUAAAGAUUUGUUGCUGUGUAAUUAUUGUCUUGAAUGCAUUUGAGAGAAAUAAAUAUACCCAUACUUCUGUUUUAAGAAAUUGA